This is a messenger RNA of Adineta steineri, 1164 nucleotides long. Lineage: Eukaryota; Metazoa; Rotifera; Eurotatoria; Adinetida; Adinetidae. The record is from the annotation of a GenBank genome assembly.
AUGUCUUUAGACUCAUCAAAGAUUAAUAAAAAAGAUGAACCUAUAUUAUGUUUUGGUUGUAGAGAUAAAUUAGAAGAAAAUCAUGCAGGUAUUCAAUGUGCACAAGGUCAUCAUUUAUGUAUGCCAUGUUCAGCAAAUUUAGUAGCAAUGUGUAUUGCUGAACCAAAUAUAAAUCUUCCACCACGAUGCAUGGUAUGUAAAAUUGAACUAAAUUCAUCAGUUUUUGAACGACAACUCAAACCUGAACAGUUUGUCCAAUAUACAAAUAUUAUGUUGAGUCUUUCGUGGUCAAAAGAUAUUUUAAAAGAUAAUGAGGAACUUAUUUAUUGUGCAUUUUGUUCGUAUGUAGAAAUUCGAGUUAAAUCACCUGGUGCUCAAUUUAUGUUUUGUAAACAUCAAGGUUGCGGGAAAACGUCAUGUUUGAUUUGUUUACAUAAAGUAACAAUGUUAGAAGAAAAUUAUGAUGACAUUGACGAUGAAGAAUAUGAAGAAUAUGAAAAUAAUAUAGAAGAAAUUGAAAAACAUUUUAAAUGUGCAGAACUUGGAGAAGCAAAAAAGAUUGUUGAAAUGGCUAUUGAAAAUGGUCAGAAAGUACCCUGUCCUGAAUGUGGUUUAGCUGGUAUGAAGGAUGAUGCAUGUACACACAUGACUUGUCCAGAAUGUCAAACAUAUUGGUGUUAUUUUUGUGGAUUAAAAGAAAUUGAUUGUGAUAAAAGUAUAUCUGCAUCUACAACGGAAUCAGUAAUACCGAUAUAUCGACAUAAUGAAAGUUGGGAAAUAAAUCCUAAACGUUGCCCGAUGUAUUUAACUGCUGUUUGUGAUAUUGAUGAUAAUUGGCCUGGUGAUGAAAAUGAAUGUCUGGAAUAUUUUCAUCGUAUUCGUUCUCUUAAAUUUCUUCGUCAAGUAUAUGAACAAUUAGGAGCGGAAGUUAUCGAACAACUUAAUGAACGAUUUGGUACUAUUGAUGCAAGUGGUUUUGCUUUAGAUGAUAUUCGAUAUGAAGAUCUUACCUUAAUUAAUUAUGACAAUCAUGAUGAUAUGUCAGACGAAGAAAAUGAAUGCAAUAUUGAUAUGCGAACAGCUGAUAAUACCUUAGACGAAGAAAAUGAAUACAAUGGUGAUAUACCGACAGCUGAUAAUGAAAUUUAUAUAGUAUUGGACUAG